Oryzias melastigma (Indian medaka) is the source of this 3281-nucleotide messenger RNA. RefSeq names its product myotubularin related protein 2 (gene mtmr2). Bases 172 to 2100 code for a protein of 642 amino acids. The record is from RefSeq and is a predicted model, not a curated record. Lineage: Eukaryota; Metazoa; Chordata; Actinopteri; Beloniformes; Adrianichthyidae. Gene Ontology annotation, biological process: dephosphorylation. The transcript is spliced from 16 exons. Gene Ontology annotation, molecular function: phosphatidylinositol-3,5-bisphosphate 3-phosphatase activity.
UAUCCAACAGGCGCAUUUGACGUUGAUUCGGGAGGGUUGGGAGACUUCUGUGAAAAGAUGGCAGCUUCCUUUUGUUUGUGGGGAUUUGCUGGAGUCCGGGUGAGGAUUUAAAUGCAGAUUUAGUUUAAAGCUCCCGUCCGGUUGGCUUCCUCUGGGCUCCAAAAGGAGAACAUGGAGAAGAGCGGUAGCUUCGAGAGCCUCGGCUCGAAGCCGUCCUCGUCCCGACAACCAAGUGUUGAUUCACUGUCCAGUGCUUCCACCUCUGACCGGUCUGCCCUGGCGAAGCCUCCUUCUGCUUUGUCCUCUGACUCCAUGUCCACUUCCACAGAGUUUUCUCCAGAGCUCAGGGUCAAACCUAAAUCAACUGCCAAGGUUAUCCUUAGAAACUCAGACAAAGAGGAACCACAGGUGCUUCCAAAUGAAACUGAGCAAGAAAAAGCUCAAGAUGCGACCUAUCUCUGCCCUAUCGCUGGUGCACUGCAGGGAACGGUGAUGCUCACCAACUACAGGCUCUUCUUUAAAUCGACAGACAGGGAGCCAGCGUUUAUGUUGGAUAUGCCGCUCGGAGUGGUGAGGCGUGUGGACAUCUAUCGAACUCAACGAGAAGUGUCCUAUACAAUCAUUUGCAAGGAUACACGCAAUUUGCAAUUCUUACAGAAACACCGAAUGGAUCCACUCAAGAAGUCAAUUUUUGAUGUGAUGCCAAAAUUUGCAUUUCCUGUUUCUAACGGACUGCAACUCUUUGCUUUUCACUACGAUCAACCGUUUCCAGAAAACGGAUGGAAAGUGUACGAUGCGCUCGCAGAGUACAAAAGACAGGGCAUACCCAAUGAAAGCUGGAGGAUAACAAAAGUCAACGAUCGCUACGAGCUCUGUGAAACCUACCCUGCAGCUCUGGUGGUGCCAGUCAACAUACCUGAUGACGAGCUGAAGAAGGUGGCUGCCUUCAGAGGAAAAGGGAGAAUACCUGUGUUGUCGUGGAUUCAUCCUGAGAGUCAAGCUACAGUGACACGCUGCAGUCAGCCAAUGGUCGGAGUGAAUGGGAAACGCAGCAAAGAAGAUGAGAAGUACCUCCAGGCCAUCAUGGAUGCCAAUGCUCAGUCCCAUAAACUCUUCAUUUUUGAUGCUAGACCGAACGUCAGCGCAGUGGCCAACAAGAUGAAAGGGGGUGGAUUUGAAAGUGAGGAUGCGUAUCAGAAUGCUGAGCUGGUGUUCUUGGACAUUCACAACAUCCAUGUGAUGAGAGAGUCUCUCCGGAAGGUGAAGGAAGCCAUCUAUCCCAGCAUUGACGACGCCCAUUGGCUUUCAAAUUUGGAGUCCACUCACUGGCUGGAGCACAUCAAGUUGAUCUUAGCAGGAGCUUUGAGGAUUGCAGACAAAGUGGAGUCUGGGAAGACGUCUGUAGUGGUGCACUGUAGCGACGGCUGGGACCGCACGACUCAGCUCACCUCGUUGUCCAUGCUCAUGCUGGACGGGUACUACCGCACCAUUCGGGGCUUUGAAAUUCUGAUUGAGAAAGAGUGGCUGAGUUUCGGACAUCGCUUCCAACAACGUAUCGGUCAUGGCGAUAAAAACUACACAGAUGCAGAACGUUCUCCUGUUUUUGUCCAGUUCGUUGACUGUGUCUGGCAAUUGACUCGCCAGUUUCCGUCAGCUUUUGAGUUUAACGAAUACUUCCUGAUAACCAUCCUGGAACACUUGUUCACCUGCCUUUUUGGGACCUUCCUGUGCAACUGUGAGCAGCAAAGGUUAAAAGAAGAAAUUCCCAAAAAAACAGUCUCGCUAUGGUCCUACAUCAACAGCCAGCUGGAGGAAUUUACCAAUCCUUUUUAUGUGAACUACUCCAACCACGUGCUGUUCCCUGUGGUCAGCUUACGCCACCUGGAGCUGUGGACUAGCUAUUACAUCCGCUGGAACCCCAGCAUGAGACUCCAGGAAUCGGUUCAUCAGCGCUACAAGGAGCUGCUGGCGAAGCGCGCCGAACUCCAGAAACGAGUUGACGAGUUGAAACGCGAGACAGCAAACCACUCUGCUUCGUCUUCCUCCGAGCGCCCGAGCUCCCCAACACGCUCCGUCACUCCAGUGCAAACCUUCGUUUGACAUCCCUUGAUCAUGUGAUCGUCACACAAUCUGAGUUUACUCUUUGAGAGAAGGGCCAACCAAGCAGGAGUAAUCGUUAAGGCUACACCAGGAUCCAUUAAAGGCCAAACUGGAUAAGUCUGAAUGAGCAGAGAGAUGUCUGCGUUUCAGAGCACACAGGAAUAAGGCCAUACUAUACUACAUCCAAAGUAUACAGAUAUUUAAGCAGAAUAAAUGAGGGCUGUGUAGCAUAAUAGAGCUAACUCACUAUCAGUGGUUUUAAGUACAUAUAACCCAGAUUAAAUGCAUAUGUCAAAUAGAAAUUACAACAGCUAAAGUACUAGUAAACAUAAUUAUGCAAAUUCCAGGAACACUAGUGUUUUUUCCAAGCAAACUUUUUUUACUGUCUUAUAUUAACUAUAAAUGUCUCUCAUAUGAUAUAUUUUUCCUAUAUCAAAAAUAGCAAUAGAAUGCUCAUGGUGAGGAAGCCAUGUCUUCACAAGUCAAUCCUUUUAGACUUAUUGUAAACCAGCAUCAACAUAAUUUCUGUGUGACAUUCCUUUCAUUUUAUGUGAUUUACAGUUUGUAAUGUUUUUUUUUAAGGAGUAAACCUUAUUUAUUACUAUUUUCUGUGUUUUCAUCUCAUUGGAAAUGUAGACGUCUCCACACAAGCUGCAAAAACUACCAAGAAUAUGCAAUGUGUUAUUCACUCUUUGUAGAAAAUACUGCUAGUAUUGCAAUAUUUGAUCUAUUCCAGUUAUUGUGUGCCUUUGCUGAAUGAGCAGAGGCAACAGAAGAGUCGAGUGAGGUUGUGUUUUAAUAAGUGCACUGUUAGCCUUUAGCCUCUCCACUGUAUCCGAAUGUUAAGCAUUCAAGCCAAUAGAAGUGAUUGUUUGGUUUGUUUUUGAUUGAAAGAAACUAUUUCUUCCUUCUGAGAUAGACUUGUUACUGUUUUUCUGUUUUUUCUAACCAACCCAGAUCACUUAACUAUUGUAAUAAUUUUGCUGCAAUUUGAGUGCCUUUUAGGAAAAUGAAAAAAUAACAAAUAUAAACUUUAAAAUAUCCUGUGUUUGUAGCACUGCCUCAAAACUCUAAUCAUUUUCUUAGCAAAGCUAUUUAUACACUGUGGCUUUUAAAUGCAAUGUGACUGGUAAGAGUCUGGUUAUCCCUCUUGCUUUUGUAAUAAAUGUAUACUUUGCUAA